UGGAUAAUAGUACCAAAAUGAAAAUGAAAAUGGCGUCUGCUGGGUGUCGUUUCAUGUCGGAAUAAUAUUAUUUAAGUGUUUUAUUGUAAUAUUUUUGAUGUAUUUAAACUCCAAUCAUUGUAAAUAUUUUCAGAGUAUCAAUUGAUUCAUGGUUUAUCUUAGUAAAAUGAACAUUACUUUAUAUUUUUUUAGAAUUUACGUCUAAACAAGUCAACUCUAGUAAAUGGAGUUUUAUUUGUUGUGAAAGUGAAUAAUGUGAUUAUACAAACAUGAUGGCAUUUACUCAGGAAAAUAUAGUGUCUAGCACACAGGGAAAUGCAGAAAAUUAUUUGGGAACUUCUCGUGAAAGCUUCGACUCUUUGGGCGCAGCUGGAGUUCAGUUGUGCAGCGUGAAUUGCGCCAAAGUGAGUCCCCUGCCGUCGAUGAAACCUCAAAUUGCCAAGUUCAAUGUGAAAGAGAAACUUGAUCAGAAGAAAGUGCAAAAGAACAAGUCGAAAAAUGCAAAGAAGAAAGAGAAAAAUAAGAAAAAGCAAAAACAGAAUCAGCUAGAUAAGUGUUUCGAGGGCGAUGAAGCUUUCAAGGAGACUGUCAACACUUUGGAGAUGAUCACAGGUCACAUUAAGGAUUUGAUUCUCAAGAGAAGAAGGUUACUAACUGUUGGCCGAAUUAGUGGCAUACUGAACUCUAUUAUCGAGUUCCUCCAGACAAUCGACAAGAAGUGUCUAACUAAACCUAAUAAAGUUUUCAUUGUUAAGCCGUUCCUCACAGAUAUUGUGUCCCAAAUGCAUCUGCUGUAUUCUGACUUGAGAAAGGUAAAUACAAAGUUCAAUUCUGACAAGGAACGUCAUAAUUAUCUGAAUAAGGUGUCAGAUCUGUUGGCGAUGAUUAUUGAUUUGGAAAUUACCACUGCGAAAAUAUAUUUAUGUAAAAAAUGUGAAGGAAAGUCUUUUAGAACGGAAGCCAUUCUGAAAAAUCAUUUGAAGAAAAUUCAUAAAAUAAAAACGUCUACUGGAGACUGGUGGACAGAUGACAAUGACAGUAACUCUUAUAUCGGGAUUGCUGAAGGGCAGAGAGAAAAACUUGUGUCGAUGUUGACUUCAUCUUUGUACACAUAUUUAGAUAAUUCGUCCAAUCAUAUAAUAGACACCAUGUUGAAGACAACUAAUAAAAACAAGAAUAAGGCAUCGAAGAUAUUUAGCAGGAUAUUUAGCCGCAUCCUGCGAGCGCCGGCUGCCGGGCUGAGCAUCGUGGAAUACGCGCGUCACGUGUUGGCCUUCAAGAUGUGGAAGAAGAUGCUGGACAGCCAUCAGGCGCAGAGGGAGGUGACGCGGCUGGCGGCCGCCCGGCUGCCCUUGCCUCCGCCCCUCUUCCGCGAGCGGGUGGCCGUGCUCGAGGGCAUCAUGCCCUAUGUGCCCCCCUCCACGCCCGACCACGCCGUCACCGUCUACUGCCUCUCCGUCUUGUCGGUGCGCGGUAUCAAGUACGAGCUCAAGGAUCAGUUACAGAAAUAUUUGCUACUGAUCAGCAAUCCUCACAGAUAUACUGAACUAUUGAAGCACUCGAAAGUCUUCAGUGAAAAUCGAAACGAUUUCGAUGUCAAAGACUCCAUUUUUGCUGUUGACGAAGAGGAUAUGAUUUUUUACGACACUUUUCCUCCAGAGUCACCUACCAAGAAUACUACUAGCAAUAAAAAAGGUGCUGAAAAGAAAUCAGCCGACAAGAAGUCAGUUGAUAGAAAAUCAGCUGAAAAGAAGAGCUCUGAUAAGAAGUGCAAGAGCUCGGCUACUGUAACAGUCGACUGCCAAAGAGACUCGAACUUGGUGGCAGCUGAUCCAUCUGAGUUGGUAACUUCGUCGAAUGAGUUCCAACACACACUUUCCGAGACGAAAAUCAAAACUGAAAUACUGGACGAAUUGGAUGCUGAGGACAAGGUCUGUGCCGAGGAGGAAACAGCUGUUACCUGCGCAGAAGAGUGCGAAGAAGUGACAGAAGUGGCUCACGACCUCACUGAUCGCACCUCUUGUGACCAGAAACGGACCGAUAUUCAGAUUAAGAGGAAGUUGGUUGAAGAUAAAUAUUCCGAUCAGAAAUAUUUAAAUCGGGUCUGGCCUGAGAAGAAAACACAGAUCGUAACACCAUUCGCAGCAAGCAGCGGCCUGUGCGCUACCAACCUGAAGCCGCCAUGCGACGAUCCGAUGCCUUUGGACCUGCAAAAGUCGUGCGACAAUGCGAUGCAAUUGGACUUGCACAAGUCGUGCGACAAUGCGAUGCUAUUGGACUUGCACAAGUCGUGCGAUGAUGGGAUGCCAUUGGACUUGCACAAGUCGUGUGACAAUGCGUUGCCAUUGGACUUGCAUAAGUCGUGCGACAAUACGAUGCCAUUGGUCCUGCCCAACCUGUGCGAUCCGUGGUCGCCCGAUCUGUUCGGCGAAAUGGAGAAGUGCAUUGACGAGAACGCACUCGACGACGCAGACGACAUGGCUAUCGAUGCAGACGACAGACUGGCAAUGAAGAUCAAGCAAGAGCUGAGCGAGUUGAAGGCAGAUGCAUUCGAGAGAAGAAAGUCAACCUUACAGGAAGAUGAUUUCACAGAAGAGUUCAGCGAACAGUCGACUGGCGAGUUGAGCUGUGACAUUAUCAACUUGCUCAACUCGCCUGAUACAGCCGUCUUCGAUUUAUUAACGAAAAACACUCCUGACUCUCGCUGGUUCUCGAUGAUUAUGGAUGUAGACAUGGAAGAUGUGAUUGGCAACGAUGCCUCCAAUUGCUUCAAAGGUAAUAUGCAAUUUUCAAGAGAUGUAAUGUCGUUAGAGGCAUUAUUAUUAGACUCUCCAAGUGAGCAGACUUUCAGUAAAGAACACAUUGGCUUUGAAUCUCCGAAAUCAAAGGCUCUGUGUCGAAGACAAAUGGAUUUGUUGCUGGGAGGGUUUUGUGAAGAGGAGCCGCAACCGAAAAAGGCGAGGUCUUCGUCAGAUUCGCAAAACUACCCUCUAACACCGCCGGCCACUCCACUUCCACUGGCCACUGAAAACGCCAAAAGUCAAGUUGAAUCUCAACAAGAAGCAUCAUCGUCGAGAAAGGAUACUCCGGAAAAGAAUCCUGAAAAUUCACCAAAACCAUGUUGUUCUGAAAAAGUCUAUGAAAAGAACAAAACCAAUGGAGACAGGGCAUUACCGGAACAGAUUAAAAGCUCCCCAGCAAACAGACCAACCAGCACCUCAAAGAAUGUUAACUGUAAAAACACUGUUGUGGAUCGAACAAAGGACAAUAGUUCAAGUGGAAAGCCGGCAAUAACCUUGCCUGAAUGUACAUGCGAUCAACGAUUGAGUGGAUCUAGGAUUGAUGCUUGUUUUACGUAUUUCCAUCGAACAAAGCUCAUUUGUCCGAAUAGGGAGAAAACUUAUAUAUUUAGUGUAUCGUUUUAUCCGCUGUUAACAUCCGAGUGCUCGAAAGCAAUAAAGCCGAGAAAAAAUAUAGCAGAGAGGCGACAUUCACAAGUUGAAAGCAUAACUCGAAACGUUGAUAUAUUUAAAAAGGAUUUCAUUAUUUUCCCCAUUGAAAAGCAUGGACACUGGUUGGUUGUUAUUGUUUGUUUUCCUGGACUGACGGGUCCCGUCGAAUACCAGCCAAAAGAACAAAUAGAAAAGCACUCUUCUCCCAAGAAAAAUUUGGUCAAAGAUGAAGUGCAGCCGAGAACGUGGGUAGGAAAAGCUAGGAGGACUCGGUCAGGCUGUUAUACUGUUUAUAAGAAGAGGAAUUCCAAAGAAGCAAAUGACUGUGAUACGGACUCGAACAAAACGACCAUUGGAAAUAUUAAAUCUCCAACGAAGACCUCUGAAUCGAUUCUUGGACUUGAUGAUUGGACUUCUAACGGCAGUCAACCGAUCAAGCAGCCUUGUAUAUUAGUGUUUGAUUCUUCACCAAAACCUCGAAGAACAGAAGUGGUUGAAGUGAUACGAGAUUAUCUCAAAGUCGAGUACAAAGUUAAACAUGGUGAGGAUAAUGACUUUUCAUCCAUGAAAUUCUGUAAACCCGAAGUGCCAACGCGUCAGGAUUCAGCGUGCUGUGGGCUCUACAUGUUGGUGUAUGCUGACUCCUUUUUUAAUAAUCCGAUAGUGGACUACCGUCUUCCGAUCAAGCACCUCGGCGACUGGUUUCCGCUGGAGACGGUGGCGAAGAAGCGCGAAGAGAUCGACCGGUUCGUGCCGGAUCUGAGUCGGGCGCCCUCGAAGCCGCUGGACAGUCUGGGCGCAGUGGCCGUGCUUGAGGACUGCAAUACCAGCCAAGACGUCACCAACGAUUUCUGCGGCUUCGAUCUCGAUCAGCCGUUGCACGGUCUGCUGAGUGCCGAUCACCGCACCGACCAUUUCCUCAACGACGACGACGACAAUGCUGUCAUGGAUGUGAUUGAGCGCCCGGUCACCCCCCGCCCCACCCCCACCCCUCAACUAUGUGUAACGCUCUCUCGUUGUUCGGUCGAAUACGUGUCUCCGCCUCUGAAGAAAAAGCGUGGACGGAGAAGAACUGCUGCUCCCAGCACUGCCUUGAAAACGCUGUCUACCGUCAAACGGAAAAUUCUUGGGUCGGAAAAACCUAUUGCCACCCGAAAAAGGAUGGUAAACUCAUCGUCAGCCACCCGCAAAUCGACGGGAAAUUCAACGUCUCUCCGGAAAACUCCUGGCUCGGUAAACUCAACAUCUCCCAAGAAAGAAACGGCUGGCUUGAAAAACCCAACGUCUCCCAGGAAAACGGCUGUCUUGGAAAACUCAACCUCUCCCAGGAAAACGGCUGUCUUGGAAAACUCAACAACGUCUCCGCGAAAAACAGCUAGCCCAGAAAAAUCCAUAGCUACCCGGAAAACGACGGCUGUCCCGGAAAAUUCGACAGCAGCUGCUAAAAAAUCUUCAACGUCCAAGAAGAACGAGCCUGCUAACAACCCGGCUAAAAAAGGCAAGAAGCCUGCCAUGAAGAGGAGAUCAUUGCGCAGGCGCAAACCACCUCCGAAAUCGGUGAUAAUCUUGCGCUCCGCAAGCAACAAAGCCGCUAGAGGCAAAGACAAUUCUACCUUAAUUCCACUGCGCAAACCCGUUGUUAAUGAAUAUUGGAAAAAUAUCCAAAAACAGGAUAAGCAAAAUAGCAGAAGAUGCAGUAAGUGACGUUAAGAAAUUACUCCAAGGAUUAUCACCUAGGAGUAACUAUUUAUUCCAAUCCUGUACAGAAUUGUUA
Molecule: messenger RNA, 5226 nt
Organism: Nilaparvata lugens (brown planthopper)
Lineage: Eukaryota; Metazoa; Arthropoda; Insecta; Hemiptera; Delphacidae
Exons: 24
Coding region: 270-5156 (1628 amino acids)
Biological process (GO): protein desumoylation
Cellular component (GO): nucleus; cytoplasm
Molecular function (GO): SUMO-specific endopeptidase activity
Source: RefSeq, a predicted model, not a curated record